This is a messenger RNA of Benincasa hispida (wax gourd), 4207 nucleotides long. RefSeq names its product DNAse I-like superfamily protein. Lineage: Eukaryota; Viridiplantae; Streptophyta; Magnoliopsida; Cucurbitales; Cucurbitaceae. Gene Ontology annotation, biological process: phosphatidylinositol dephosphorylation. The record is from RefSeq and is a predicted model, not a curated record. Gene Ontology annotation, molecular function: phosphatidylinositol-4,5-bisphosphate 5-phosphatase activity; phosphatidylinositol-3,4,5-trisphosphate 5-phosphatase activity; inositol-polyphosphate 5-phosphatase activity.
AAAAUUUCACCAUUUUCCCUCUUUGAAAAACCCCAAAUCGAUUGUCGAUUUUAAUUUUGUUUUUUUUCCCCCUAUUUUCUGUUCAUCUAUGACUGUGCCCUCUUUUGUUAAUAUCAAUGCAUUUUGGAACAGCAAGUUUCUCGGACCAUUACAUUGAAUAUCAGACAUUUAUUUCUUCUAGAAUCUCUAACAUUCAAUUUCAGUUUUUUUUUUUUUUUCAAUUUUCUAUGCUGGGGAAAUGUUUUAAGUUCAUUUUGUUUUGAUUCUUCUUAUGUAUGUAUAUAGUCAUUGCUCCAACAGUUGACUUUCUUGUGAAUAUGAAUAAGCCUCCACUUGUCAACCUUGUCAUGGUUUCCACUCUUUUCUUUUAAAUUUGAUCAAAUCCGUCCCCUCUUAGAACAAAUUUCAAAUCUGGGUUUUGUUUUUUUUUUGUGGUAAUGUUGGUGUUUUCCUUGGAUUUCUUGAGUUUUUGGUUUCAUUGGAUCAUUGUUCUCUUGUUGGUUUUUGCUUUCUGUUCUGUUCUGUUGAUUUUGGAUUGAUUUUAUUGACAUUCUCGAGAGUGACAUGAAUUGUUUGUCAUAAUGUCACCUCAAUUUAUAUCUACUUGUUUUGAUUUUUUUUUUUUUCCCUUUCACUGUAGAUCUUUGAUUUGGGUCAGUGGCAUUGAUGAGAAAUUGCAAUAUCAGCAAUGACUCUUGGAAAACAAGACUCGAGAAAGAAGUCCUUCAUUAGAAAAAUGUUUACCAUGGGAGAAAGAAAUGGGAAGAAAGAGUUCAAAGGCUCAUUUGAGUCCACUGAACCAAAUUCAGACCUACAGCUAGACAGUACAUUCUUAGGCAGCACAGACUCUCUAAUGGCUCCUGGUCAAGAAGUUCAAUCCUUCCGUGUUUUCGUUGCCACGUGGAAUGUUGGAGGAAAAUCUCCCCAUACCAACCUCAAUUUGAACGAUUUUCUCAAGAACGAUAACGAUGCUGAUAUUUACAUUUUCGGUUUUCAGGAAAUUGUGCCUCUAAAUGCUGGAAAUGUUCUAGUUAUUGAAGACAAUGAACCUGCUGCAAGAUGGCUAUCCUUAAUUAAUCAAUCAUUGAACAACCCAACAAAUGGCUGCUUGAGAGGACUGAAACCUAACACUGGUCUUGGAGGUUCGAAAUUCUUUCCAAAACCUUCCCUUAAAAGCGUCAGUAAAACUUUCAGGACUGUAAGUAGAAGGAACCUAAAAAGUUGCAAUUGUACACCACUGGAACUCGAAAGGAAACGCAGCAAGGAUUUCUGGUUUCGGUGCCAACCAUCGAAUGUGAGUCAAAAUGGCAUUUCUUCAGAAGAAGAUGACGACGAGGAGGAUCCGAACGUCUGUGAUAUUUCAGAUAUUUCCAUUCCUGAAAAUGAGACAAAGUAUGGUCUCAUUGCAAGUAAACAAAUGGUUGGCAUUUUUGUCACAAUUUGGAUGAGGCAGGAGCUUGUUCCACAUGUUAGCCACUUAAGAAUUGCAAGUACCAGUCGCGGGAUCAUGGGCUGCCUCGGGAACAAGGGGUGCAUUUCAGUGAGCAUGUUAUUUCACCAGACAAGCUUUUGCUUCAUCUGCAGCCACUUAGCUUCUGGAGAGAAAGAAGGAGAUGAACUAAGAAGGAAUUUGGAUGUCAUCGAAAUUCUUAAGAACACUCAAUUUCCAAAAAUAUGCAGACUACCUUACAGUCGGGUGCCGGAGAAAAUCCUCGGACAUGAACGAAUAAUAUGGUUAGGAGACUUGAAUUACCGAAUAGCUUUGAGCUACUCGGAAACUCGAAGACUCAUGGAAGAGAAUCACUGGGAUGCACUUCUCAACAAAGAUCAGUUGAAGAUUGAAAGGGAUGCAGGGCGAGUGUUUUGUGGAUGGAAAGAGGGAAAGAUUUACUUUGCACCCACGUAUAAAUACUACUACAAUUCAGACACCUACGCUGGAGACUUGAAAAAAUCGAAAAAGAAGAGAAGAACUCCAGCUUGGUGUGACAGAAUUUUAUGGCACGGUGAUGGCAUACGACAACUUUCUUACAUCCGUGGAGAGUCCCGGUUUUCCGAUCACCGCCCCGUCUGUUCAACAUUCCUAGUUGAUGUCAUGGUCAUCGAGGGAGGGAUGAAGAAGAAAAUGCCUAGCUGUGAUAUGAAAGUUGGGGCUGAAGAAUUGCUACCAACAAACAGUAGAUAUUAUCGCUAAGUGGUUCUAAUAUGCUCAGUAGCUUAAUCUAACGAUUCAUAACCAUUCAUCAGAAGAAUGAUGACUCGUCGAACUUUUGCCCGACACCAAAUCUAGUAGGAUUGUGUAGAGAUCGUAACGAAACCAGCAAGUCGAGUUCUGUUAGUAGAUUGUUCAAGUCAAGGAAGGGAUGUGAUCAUCAUCAUCAGCCAUGGAUGCAGAUUGUUGCUUGCAGAUGCAUCACAGCAGAUUGCAGCCAAUGGGGAACUGAAAAAAGGGAAGAAUAGUUUAGGGGGAAAAAAGUAGAAAAACAAAAAGAAAGAAAGUUUGAUUUUUUUUUUCUUAGUGUAGCUCUCAGUCAAACUAGAGAGAAGAAAGUGAUAUAAGUUUUUAAGUUAGAAUUUUUUUGUCUUUUAAGCACUGAGCAGAUUGCAGAAGUAACAUUUGAUUUGAUUAUUUGAUGAAAUAUAGUAAUAGAAUUCAUUUCUUUUUUGGUUGAAGAGUAGAAUCCAAAGUUUGACAACCAGGAAGAAAAAAAAAGCUUCUGCUAUUUUGAUCACGUGAAUGGUCACGUGAUGGCAGGUGAACAAAUUAUUUUAUAAUUAGCAAAAACUCUCCAAGUUUUUUUUUUUAAUUUUAUUUUUUUAUUUUGCUUUGGAAAUUGGAAGUUCCACAAGUCAAAGCAUACAUGUUGUUUACAUCACAUGGCUCACACUCACACCCAAUGGAUCUGCAUUGAAAACUGUGUUUGAUCUUUACUGGCUAAUACAGGCCAUUGAUAUUUUGAAAAUUUUUAAGAUUAGUUGCAAAUCACACCCUUGAGAGUUAUUUACUUUCAAAAUCCAACCCUUGUAUUUUGAAAAUGACUUAAAACCUCUCAAGUCUGUUAUAAUGUAUAUUGCUGAGGGAUAUUUGGGAUGUUGAGUUGAGUUAUGAAGUCUAGAGUUAAUUUGUUGACAUUAGGAAGUCUAUGUUUGGAGGGUAGAAUUAUAAAGAUAAAGUUUUUCGAUAAAUAUGCAAAAAAGAGAGGAGAAAAUAGAGUUCUCAAUAAAUGUGCAAAUUUUAGAAGUUGGUAGAGUUGAGUUACUUAACACCGACUAAUGAAGUCGGUUGCCCAAACAAUCCCAUAGAGUUUACAUCUACAAAAUGAGUCUGGUUUUUGUCAAAGCUAACUGAUAGAAGGGUAUGAGUUAAACUUUUUUUAACAUAUGGGUAUGAUUGGCAAAAUAUACAAAAUACAGGAGUGUAACUUGCAAAUACCUUGCUUUUUAAAUUUUUUUUUUUUUAAAAAAAAAGACCCUACAAAUUGUAUAGAGGAGUAUAGAAUAUGGGAGCAAUCAGAGAUUUCAGUAGAAUAUUGCUCAAAACAGAAACAAAGGAGGCAGUUGAAGACAAAAGUUGAAAACUUGUUAAAACUUAUAUAAGGAGGCAGUCCAAGUUGUUAGAGUUGAAAGACAAACAAGACAUUGAUUCUCUCAGAGCUUCACAAAAAAACAUGAAACCUUUGAUCUACAAAUCAUUGUUGGUUCCAGUUAUCUACACUUUUCUACUUAUGUUUACUCUCCAUCUUCACACUCCUACUCAAGCUGCAAGAAUGCUCCUCCCUUCCCCGAGUUCUCGUUUUGCUUCUAAGUCAUUACCGUUACCGUUAUCGUCAUCGUCAUCAUAUCAAGUUGAUCUUCUUCUUCAUCUUCCUCCCACUGCUCGGAAGCUCGGCGAAACGACGUCGUCUACUACCACCAGCCUUCGCCGAAUACCUCGUAGCGGCCCAAACCCCACACAGAAUAGAAUGAAGCCUAAGUUCAGAAGCUAAAUCUUAAAUGAAUCAUCAAGAUGAAGAAGAAACAGAUGUUUAAAGGAAUCUCAAAGGCAACCAUUAUUCUAGUUUUCCUUUUUAUACUAAGAAAAAAGAUUCAUAGCUAUAGAAAUACAGUAGAAAACUGACUGUUAUAUACAAUUGUUUGAUUAGAAAGUUGUUUCUUUAAAGAACUUCUUGUGUAUGUGUAGAUUUCUCAAUGUCAAAAUCAACUUCCACAA